CUGAUGGCAGCGCACACAGAGAGCAGCUGUGUAGAGUCACGCACAGGGCAGCGCGUGUUUACAGAGAGACCAUGUGAGGGAAACCCCAGCUCUUAGGGAAGCCUGGAUCUGACCUGCGUGUGCAGGGUUAAUCAAGCGCGAGCAUUUCAUGCUGCUAGAGAAUUCUGGGAACUUGUCUGUCGUUUGCCGAAAUUGCCGCAAAAGGUCUCGUGGGCUGGCGGGCGGGCGGACGUGCUCUGCUCUCCUGCUUCGACUGAUGGCUGAUCAAGUGCUUGUGAUUGGUGGUGGAGGCAGAGAACAUGCCCUGGCCUGGAAAUUAGCACAGUCACCACAUAUAAAACAAGUGCUAGUCGCUCCAGGAAAUGCAGGAACAGCCAAUAAUGGAAAAAUUUCAAAUUCAGCCAUCUCAAUCAGUAAUCAUGCCGCUCUUGUCCAGUUCUGCAAAGACAAUGAGAUCAAACUUGUGGUGGUUGGCCCAGAAGUUCCUCUUGCUGCUGGCAUUGUUGAUGACUUGACAGGAGCUGGGGUAAGAUGUUUUGGUCCUACAGCAAAGGCAGCUCAGCUAGAGUCCAGUAAGAGUUUUUGUAAAGCCUUUCUGGACCGGCAUGGGAUCCCCACUGCAAGAUGGAAAGCAUUCACCAAUCCUAAAGAAGCUUGUAGCUUUAUUACCAGCGCGGACUUUCCUGCCCUGGUUGUAAAAGCUAGUGGUCUGGCUGCUGGCAAAGGAGUAAUUGUGGCUACUAACAAAGAGGGAGCCUGCAAAGCUGUGCAUGAAAUCAUGCAGGAUAAGACUUUUGGAGCAGCUGGGGAAACUGUUGUUGUUGAAGAACUUCUUGUGGGAGAAGAGGUUUCUUGCUUGUGCUUCACUGAUGGUGUCACUGUUGCCCCCAUGCCACCAGCCCAGGAUCACAAACGGUUAAUGGAUGGAGACCAGGGCCCAAACACUGGAGGGAUGGGAGCUUAUUGCCCAGCACCACAGAUUUCCAAAGAUUUGCUCCUGAAAAUCAGAGAUACUGUUCUUCAGAAAACAGUUGAUGGGAUGAAAGAAGAGGGUGUCCCUUAUAUUGGUGUGCUAUAUGCUGGAUUAAUGCUUACCAGUGAUGGGCCUAAGGUUCUCGAGUUUAAUUGCAGGUUUGGUGACCCAGAAUGUCAGGUAAUUCUUCCAUUAUUGAAGAGUGAUUUGUAUGAAGUUAUACAAGCAACGAUCAAUAGAAAGCUGUCUAGUUCCAUGCCUGUUUGGUCUGAAGACAGUGCAGCCAUGACUGUGGUCAUGGCUAGUGAAGGUUAUCCAGGAAACUAUGCCAAGGGCUUGGAAAUAACAGGAUUUUCUAAGGCUAAAGAACUAGGGCUGGAGGUGUUCCAUGCAGGCACGGCAGUAAAGGAUGGCAAAGUAGUGACUAAUGGUGGAAGAGUCCUUACGGUAACGGCUGUCAAGAAGGAUCUGAUGGCAGCACUGGAAGAAGCCAACAAAGGAGUAGCAGCCAUACACUUCAAGGGUGCCAUUUACAGACAGGACAUUGGUUAUCGGGCUAUAGCUUUCCUCAGCAAUUCCAGAGGCCUGACUUACAAAAACAGUGGGGUGGACAUCGCAGCUGGCAAUACCUUGGUUCAGAAAAUUAAACCCUUAGCAGCAGCCACCUCAAGGCCAGGCUGCAAUGCAGAGCUCGGAGGAUUUGCUGGUCUCUUUGACUUGAAAGCAGCUGGUUACAAAGAUCCUAUCUUGGUGUCUGGAACUGAUGGUGUUGGAACAAAACUCAAGAUUGCACAGAUGUGUAAGAAACAUGACACCAUUGGCCAGGACUUGGUUGCCAUGUGUGUCAAUGACAUCCUGGCUCAGGGAGCAGAGCCCCUCUUCUUCCUCGACUAUUUUGCCUGUGGGAAACUUGACGCUGAAGUGGCUCAAGCAGUCAUAGCGGGCAUAGCUGCAGCUUGUACAAAGGCAGGAUGCGCUCUCUUGGGAGGAGAGACUGCUGAAAUGCCUGGCAUGUAUCUGCCUGGGGAGUACGACCUCGCUGGCUUUGCAGUUGGUGCCGUGGAACAAGGACAGAUGCUCCCCCAACUGGAGAGAGUUGCUGAUGGGGAUGUUGUCAUUGGAAUAGCUUCCUCUGGGGUUCACAGCAAUGGGUUUAGCCUUGUAAGGAAGAUUGUAGAAAAGUCGUCUUUAGAUUUCACUUCUCCGUCAGUUGUUGGUGGCUCUGGUGACCAGACGUUAGGGGAACUAUUGUUAACCCCAACUAAAAUCUACAGUAAAACUCUGUUGCCUGUCCUUCGUUCAGGGCGUGUUAAAGCCUACGCCCACAUCACUGGAGGAGGUCUGUUGGAAAAUAUCCCCCGAGUUCUCCCAGAAUCAUUUGGUGUAGUCUUAGAUGCUCACAGUUGGCAGAUACCUGAAAUCUUCUCUUGGCUUCAAAAAGAGGGAAACCUCUCAGAAGAGGAGAUGGCCCGAACAUUUAAUUGCGGGAUCGGCGCCGUCUUGGUGGUAGAGAAGGCACUGGCUCAGCAGGUUCUGAAAGACGUACAGAGACACGAGGAAGCCUGGCUGAUUGGGAAAGUCAUUUCCCGACAUACAGAAUCUGCCCAUGUUGAAGUCAAUAAUCUGCUUCAAGCCUUACAAGCAAAUAGGUUACAGUUUUUGCACAACUAUAUCCAAGGCGAAACCCAAACAAGCAAAGUGAAGGUGGCUGUUCUCAUCUCUGGAACAGGCACAAACCUUGAAGCCCUAAUAACCAGCACAAAAAAGCCAACCAGCUAUGCACAGAUAGUCCUCGUCAUUUCUAACAAGUCAGGCGUGGAAGGGUUAAGAAGAGCUGAAAGAGCUGGUAUUCCUACGAAAGUAAUUGACCAUAAAUUGUAUGGAAGUCGCACAGAAUUUGAUAAUGCGGUUGAUAAAGUCCUUGAAGAAUUCUCAGUUGAACUGAUCUGUCUUGCAGGAUUUAUGCGGAUUUUGUCUGGUCCCUUUGUCAAAAAGUGGGAUGGAAAAAUACUGAAUAUUCAUCCAUCUUUACUACCGUCUUUUAAAGGAGCAAAUGCCCAUAAAUUGGUAUUACAAGCUGGAGUCCGAAUCAGUGGCUGUACUGUGCACUUUGUAGCUGAGGAAGUUGAUGCCGGAGCUAUAAUUUUUCAAGAGGCAGUUCCUGUGAAGAUUGGAGACACAGAGGAGACCUUGUCAGAAAGAGUAAAAGAAGCAGAGCACAGAGCCUUCCCUGCUGCCUUGGAACUGGUGGCCAGUAAGGCAGCAUGCCUAGGAGAAAAUGGCAAGAUCUUUUGGAAUUUAGAACAGCGGAAUUGAGAAAACUCUUGGCUGUAGUGAUGGACCAACAACAAUAAUCCAGAGGGCAGAAUUUAGCAAUCACACAGUUACUUUUAUUCUGUUCAUAGAGUGUUUUUUAGUGUAACAUUUCCCAUGGCAUUCCAGCAGGAUCUCCAAAUUCCCUCUAGUGCUAUUGCUCCAAAGUAAAGGCAGAGAGAGCCAAAAAUGGGAAGGGACAGGGAUUUUAAUUUUUUUUUUUUUUUUUUUAGAAUACCAUGGUGGUAACUGAUCAACAUUGCUCUGGCCACACCAGAAGGAAGGAAGUGGCCCUCAUAACAAAAUCUUUCUUUAAAGAAAAUGUUGAAGUGGAUUUUGCUCCUGCAAAUUGUGUUUUUCAUGGAGUAUCGUACCUGGUCUGGACUCACAGUAUCAAGUAACUCCAGAGGUGUAACCUGUGAUCCAGCAGAUGCUGUACAGAAUAAAACUCCUGCUGAAUACUUACCUGUGGGUAAGUGGGUCUGGCUUUAGGGACCUCAUUUCACACCUGUAGUCCACUAGAGGUUAAGCAAGUUUAGAGUCAGAGGGUUACAACCUCCUCCCCACAGUGUAGAAUUGGGAAUGAGAUGCUUUCCAAUGCUCAUAAUCCUGUGUGAAAUUCUUUACCAGUGCUGUCAUAGCUAGAUUCAGGAAUUCUGGAAGCGUCUGUUUAAGCUAGAAUAAUAUUGAUUUAUUUAUUUUUAAUUCUCUCUACCUACCCCUCUUCCCCUCCAAAAUCGUUUGUCAUUCUCAGAAGCAUAUUUGAGUGUUUUUAUUAUGGCUGAACUCUUAUCUCUGAACAAGUCCCUCAUUUUCUUUUUAUGUUUUUAGCAGCUGCAAACGUUAGUCACUAUACAGUUUACUCAAAUCUAUUUUCCCCCACAAGCUAGAGGCACCUUCCUUCAGUUGCUCCUACAUAGUUUUAAAACAAAACAAAUCAGAAACCUCCUGUCACUAAUACACUAAGUGACACCAAAUGUUGGUUGCCAGCCUGUGUAUUGACAUUCUUUCUGCGUUAGAACAAUUUCAACUGCUCAGUUAUUUCAAAUCCAAUUCUAAUAAAGUUGAGAAAAAGCAACGUUAAAGGGACGUCAUUUAAAUAUUUUCCUUAGAUUCUUUUGCUUUCAUUAAGGGCAGAAAUGAUUUUUAAAAAUUCUGUGUUUAGAAGGGAACACUAUUGUUUCAGAUGUGGAUACACAAUGGUAGGCAGAGUAAGUGGAUAUGCAGCAAGUCUCCAACUGACAAUGGUUUUAAGUCCAUCUUAAGGGUGAUGGACAUUCUGCCUAAAUAUGCCUAGGCCUUAGGCUUAAAAAGCAAGACAAGUGGUAAAGUUUCUAAAGACCUUUCAAACUAUUGUUGAUGAUGGGCACAUUCUCCCAAAACUACAGCCUGAGCCAGGGAAAGAACUUAUAAACAAUUUGUGAAAGCAGCAUACGACUGAUCCUUUGGUUAGUAAUAAUGAUAUAAAAAUGGGGAUGGCAGAAUGAUUUAACAGAACUUUACAAGGGAGGAUAUUUACAGCCCACCUCUCCUCUCUAUAUAGUGAUGUUAAUGGAGCUUAUACAGCAUUACAGCCAAAGCAUUCACAGAAUUAUCAGUACUAGACCUGGGGAGGUUAAUCAUGCAGAUGCAGGCACUGUGGAGACAGUUUUUAAAAUAAAGCAGUCUGGGUCUCCUUUCAGAAACAGGCCACAUGAGGCCAUAUAAAGCCAGAAGGAUUGAAAAAGGUUAUCAACAGAUGUUUACUGAUGAAAUAUUCAUAGGGGAUGAAGCCUUAAUCAAGGGACGGAGGCCUGUAUAGGGGUUUAAGAUUACAAGGACAAGACCAAUUAUUUUCGGUCUCAAGAAUUACCAAAAAAGUUAAACCUGAACAAGACAGAUUUUACAGGGUUGAAAAAGUUCUAGUUGGGAAGGGGGAGGGAAAAGGGUUUCUGGUGAAAUAGUUGGGUCAGCCCCCUAAAUUUAAGAGGUGGGUGGAAACCUCAUCUCACCUCUCCGACCUUCUAGAUGUACAAGGAGAAAAGAAAAGAGCUGUGGUGACUUUUACAUCAACCCAGUGAUGCCAGUUUGGGAUUUUUCCACAAAACCCUAGUUUGAAUUUAUACAGUUUUAACUAUCUACCAGGGGUCUGGCAGGUGGGGUUAGAGGAAAUGCAAUCUGAAACAGCAUCACCAAACAAGCCUUUUGAAAUCACCUUUGGGGGCUAAGAAAGGGCAUUUCUUCCUACAAUGAGGCUAUUAAUCAUCCAUACUUGAAUUGGUGGAUUAUAUGAACAAAGCUAGGGCUAGCCAAGCUGAACAGCCAGAAGUGCUCAUGAGCUACGAUCAUAGGGGUAGAAAAGUUAGACUUAAAUCUCUUGAUGGGGCUUAUGCAUUUUCUAGCAUUGUGGAACUAGCCUAGAGUUUAGAGGAGUUGUUCCCUGGUCCUAAUGUAAAAAUAAUAAUCCCAUUUUCAUCUGACAUUAGAGGAGGGUUGUAGUCAUCCUGCAAUUCACUGUGACUAUCGUAGCACAUCUUACCCUUAUCUAGACCUGCUGGUUGCUCCCUCAAUGGCAGAUGGUGUUCAUCCAUUUUUUAUAAAGAGCUUUCAUGUCCUUUGCACGCCAGAGAAUAAAGGCACGCUGGUA
This is a messenger RNA of Mauremys mutica (yellowpond turtle), 5912 nucleotides long. RefSeq names its product phosphoribosylglycinamide formyltransferase, phosphoribosylglycinamide synthetase, phosphoribosylaminoimidazole synthetase (gene GART). Gene Ontology annotation, cellular component: cytosol. The record is from RefSeq and is a predicted model, not a curated record. NCBI's taxonomy places the organism in Eukaryota, Metazoa, Chordata, Testudines, Geoemydidae. The transcript has 23 exons. The coding region runs from base 149 to 3289 and encodes 1046 amino acids. Gene Ontology annotation, biological process: 'de novo' IMP biosynthetic process; adenine biosynthetic process. Gene Ontology annotation, molecular function: phosphoribosylformylglycinamidine cyclo-ligase activity; ATP binding; phosphoribosylamine-glycine ligase activity.